AUGGCUCGCUCAUCAAAAAAAUCAAAGGCAGCAACUGUGACGGAUGAUUUGAAAAAUUUAAAUGUUGAACAACAAGACCAAGAUGAAGAAGACGAAGAGAUGGAAGAGAAUUCUGAUGAAGAAGAAUCAGACGACGAGCAUAAUAGCGAUCAAGAUCAAGAAAUGUUAGAUACAAACGAAAUAAUUCAAGUUGAUUUAGAAGCACGUACGCCUGUCGACAGUGAUCAUCAAAUAAUUCAGCAUUUUCUUGAACAAAAUUUUCCGGCAACUCUCAAUCUUUCAGAAUUAUCAAAACAACUUAUUAGUCAACAAUCUGUGGGUAGUGUUUUAUUUCAAGCAAUUGAUCCACAAGAGCCAACAAUCGAUGAUAAUCAAGAGAGUGAUAAUGAAGAUGAUGAUGGACCUGUGUUGGGUGUAUGUUCAAUAUUGAGUCUAGUUGAAAAUCAAGAAAAACCAUUAGUAUCAAAAUUUAUGACAUAUUUGAAAGAAAAAUGUGCAGAUAAUUCUCAAGCAUUGAAAAUUUUGAAUGAAAAACAUUGUGGUCUAUUUAUAAAUGAACGAUAUGUAAAUAUUCCAUCAGACGUUGCUGAACCAUCGAUAAGAACAUUAUUAGAUGAAAUUAAAUUAAUAGUUGAAAAAAAUUCGACAGUAACAACAAAUGAUAAACUCUCUAAACAACAAAAACAUCUUAUAAAUCAAUAUUCGUUUGAUUACUGGAUAUUACAUUCAAAAUUGAAAGUAAACCAUAAUCUAAAUGAAACUACGGUGUAUUUAAAUGAUGAGGAAGAAAUAUUUGAAAAGUAUGCCGAUACACAUGUGGAUUAUUCAUUUGAACAACAGCAACAACAGAAACAAUCAAAGAAGAAAAAGGGUAAAAAUCAACCCGUUGAUUGGUUGAAAUUAACCUGUUUACGCGUUAGUUCCAAUGCAACGAAACAAGUAGAUAUUCAUUUCAAAUUAAUUGAUUAUGUUCAAAUGCAAACUUUACCAAUGUUAAGACUAAGUUUACCAUUAAAUUUGUUAUUAAAUUUGAAAUUGUUAUCCGUAAUUAGUUCUACAUCAGUUCGAGUUGGUCGAUCUGAAACAGCUUUGACAUUCGUUACUCAAUAUGAUGUUGAAUUAUAUCAAUUUUUAAUUGACAAACAGCCGCCAUUGUAUAAAAUUCAUAAUGAAGAAGUACAAGGAGCCGAUCAUCAAGCAAAAAUACAAAUUAAUAAAUUGACUGGUGAAGGUGAAGCAUUCACGAAGAGAGGUGGUGACAUACAAUUAAUUUUACGUCGUAUUCGAAAUGGUUUUAUAAUUUGUGAUGAUACUGAAAUAUGUGAUAAAAUAAUUAGUCAAGACAUUGAGAAUGAAAGAAGACGACGAGAGAUAGCUAAGUACAAAAAUGUUGAAAUAAACAACAUGGACUUAUUAACUUUAUUACGUUCAGAUCCGGCCUAUAUCGACGAUGAAUUAUCACACUCUCCUGAAUGGACAGUUAAUAGUGUACAUGAAUCGACUCGACGCAGUAGAUGUGAAACAUUGGGACGUUUAGAUGAAAUAAAACAUGAGAAUGAAAUGAAACGAAAAGUGAAAGUUAUCUCUUGGCAAGAACCAAAACAUAAUCAGUCUGAUCAUAAUGAACAAGUUAAAUCUGAUAUAGACAAUUCAAAUGAUAUAUUUUGUCGCCGUUUACAGCCUCCUACAAAGCUAGAGAAUCCAUCACCGUUAACACUUUUAUUAAAAAAUUCUCUGGAAAACCAAAAUCCUUUCAAUCAAUAUGCAAAAUUUGAUGGAACACCGAAUCCUGGUAAACAAUCGAAACGUUUUAAAGUUCAUUUAUCAAAGCGACCAACUCAACCACCGCUAACGAUUAUCGUAUCUAGUCAAGCAACGGUUGAACAAGUCAUCGGGUUUAUUUGUUAUCGAUAUUGUAUUGAAGAUAGACAACCUCCACUAACACAAGAAGAUCUUAAGUACUAUUCAUUGUAUUUAGCAGAUGACGAUGGUAAAAUAGAAGAAGAUUUUCCGCCAUUAACGACCACUCGACUCAUCGGCCAAUACGAUUUUCCACGUUUUGUACUAGUUGAAAUUGAACAAAUUGCUUCAGUCGUCGAUGAAGCUGAAUAUUCGUCAUCGACACCUGCAUCCAGUCUGUCGUCUCAUAAUUCCUCUCCGUCUCAAUUAGUCUUACAUAUGUCAGCAACAACGACAACACCAGCAACAACCACGUCAACAUUUGUCGAACAACUACACCGAAAAUCUGUGAUAUCAACCAAUUCGCUUGAACAAGAUAAAGAAAGAGAAAAAGAAAAACAACUACAUCGAAAAUCUGUGAUAUCAACUAAUUCACUUGAACGAGAUAAAGAAAAAGAAAAUGAUCCUAUUUAUGAUUUGAAUCGCUUGUACGAAAGUUUAAAUCAAAAAUCAUAUUCAGUUGAAAUGAUUCUUAAACAUGGAAAACAUGCAUAUGGAAGAUUAGAUAUAUCCGGUGAACAAAUAAAAAUGGAAAUAUUAGAAAAACCCAGGACAUGGUCGCGAGAGAAACCACCAUUAAAUCUAGUUUAUUCUUCAAAUAAAUUAGUUGAUUGUGCAAUAGUAAAUAAAGACAAAAAGAAAGAGCGUAUUCGUCUCACAUUGACAUUUGAAUGUAAUCUUGAUGAUGGAAGUUUGAUUUAUCAAUCGCAUGAAUUCGAUUGUGGUUCACAAUCGUCAAUGGCUCAAGACAUUCAGGAUCAAACAGGAAAUAUUAUUAAAGUAAAAAAUUUAGAUGGACGAAAAAUGUAUGAGGACAAUAUGAAACGUGAUUUAGCAAAAAAAAAACGAUCGAUAUUAAAUCCAUUUGGAAAAUAA
Molecule: messenger RNA, 2835 nt
Organism: Didymodactylos carnosus
Lineage: Eukaryota; Metazoa; Rotifera; Eurotatoria; Philodinida; Philodinidae
Source: the annotation of a GenBank genome assembly